This is a messenger RNA of Diabrotica virgifera virgifera (western corn rootworm), 1636 nucleotides long. RefSeq lists its product as uncharacterized. The transcript is spliced from 3 exons. The record is from RefSeq and is a predicted model, not a curated record. Gene Ontology annotation, molecular function: zinc ion binding. Bases 1 to 1629 code for a protein of 542 amino acids. Lineage: Eukaryota; Metazoa; Arthropoda; Insecta; Coleoptera; Chrysomelidae.
AUGGUUUCAACUUGUAAGUCAAGAACUGUACCUGAUCAACUUCGCAAACGUGAUGGGAAAGUUCAAGGAACUGCAAAAUUAGAUGUAGGCUGUACAAGUCAAAUCAUUUUGAGGAAAACUGAGUCAGGUGAACUUAACGCUGAAUAUUUUAAAGAUCAUUAUGGGCAUACUUUUGAUUUGAAGCAUAUUCAUCAUAUUCAUCUCUCAACAAAUUUUCGUAGAAAUGUAGCAUCCAAGCUAAUAAUGGGUGUUACACCUCAACAUGUAUUAUCUUCAGCCAGACAACAGAUUGGACCUUCAUUAAAAAGAGAUGAUCUGAUAACUAUGAAAGAUAUCGGCAAUAUAAAAACAUCUUUCAAUAUUUCCCUGAAAGAUGGUCAAAGACACAAAAAUGAUAUGGCAAGUGUGGAUUUAUAUGUUAGUGAAUGUGAACAUUUAGGGGAACAUAAUCCUAUACUUUUCUACAAAAAACAAGGUGAAUAUAUGGACAGAUUUGAACAAAAUGAUGUUUGUCUUAUUAUUAUGAACUCGGUUCAAAAAGAGUUAUUUAAAAAAUUUGUGGGAAACAUAGUGUGUGUAGAUGGGACCCACGGAUUAAACUCUUAUGAUUUUGAAAUGACUACAAUUCUCGUGCUGGAUGAAUUUCGAGAGGGGUUUCCAGUGGCCUUCUUAUUUUCCAAUAGGAAAGACCAACAUGUUUACGAAGUGUUCUUUAAGCAUGUAAAAAAUGCUGUAGGUAUGGAACAAGUAAAUAUAAACACUUUUAUGACAGAUAUCACAAAUGUAUAUUAUACUGCCUGGGUAUCAGUUAUGGGUUCAGUUUCGCUCCACCUGUACUGUUCUUGGCACAUUGACAGAGCCUGGCAACAGAAUUUAGGAAAAGUUAAAUCAACAGAAGAAAAGAAUUGGGUUUACAAAACGUUAAAAUAUAUACAAACCUUACCAAAUGAGAUUGAUUUUGAAACACAAUACUUUUCAUUUCUUACCAAAUUGUCAUCAAAAGAUUCUACACAACAAAUGUACAAUUACCUAAAAACUUACUAUUGGGAUAACAGGAAACAAUGGGCUUACUGUUACCGCAAAAACAGAGGCAUUAAUACGAAUAUGUUUUUGGAAAGCAUGCAUAAGGUAAUAAAAUAUGAAUACUUGGAUGGCAAAAAGGUAAAAAGACUUGAUAAGACUUUGCACGCUCUUCAAAAAUUUAUUACAGAUAAAACCGUGAGUAGGCUCAUUAAAUUAACAAAAGGUCACACGUCAAAGCAACUCACUGAGAUUAAAAAAAAACAUAAAAUUGCUGAAUGUAGAGAGUUUGAAGUGUCUAGGGAUGGUAAUUGUUACAUAUUUCAUAAAGUAAAAGAUGAGCCUCGCUACUUAGUACAGAGAAAAAAUAAUGAAAACGAAUGUUGUGAACUAAAAUGUUCAUCCUGUAAUAUUUGUUGGCACGCAUUUGAAUGCACAUGCCCUGAUUACCAAAUAAAAAAUAUGAUAUGUAAACACAUUCACUUUGUCUGCUUUAAAAAACUUGGACACUCCUUGCCAAUUUCAAGCUUCUUGUCAAAAGAAGAGCCGAGAGAAGAACAAUCUGAAGAACUCAGUAUGCUCGUUAAAAAUAUUAACAGUUCUUCAUGAACAUUGU